UUCCCCUUUGUCUUCCGGGGAGGGAUUUACUGCUCAAAAGGAAGCCUGUGUGGAGGGGGAAAGAUGAGUAUCUGAGCUUCGGGGGAAGAGUGCAGAUGAUCGUGGGCUCCUGCUAACAGCCUGCUGCAGUACUUCAUUUAGGACUUUAUUUCCAUCAGAUGGGACUUUUUGGGACUUGGUGUGUGUGGCAUGUUUCCCACCUCUUUCUGUGACUAUUGUUUGUGUUAUUAAUUUUACAAGUGCAGAAAGAUCGUUCGGAUGGAGUGGUGCAAAACCCAACUGAGAGUCAACUUGGUCCUUUAAAGAGCUUCUGUGGUGGUCGAAGAGAGAAAUGAAAUUCCUCACGCUGGUAUUGUCUAUCCAUCUCUGAGUCAUCUGAAAUCAACGACCCCACACCAUGAAUGCCUCCGCCAUGCCACUCGCCAACAACACCCCACUCUGCUACUCUAUCAACAGCCCUCCAUUCAAACACCACCUUACCAUCGCCUCAGCAUACUUCUCAUCCAUCUUCGGCACUUUGGGUCUCAUCUCCAAUCUCAUCGCCUUCAUAGUUCUCCUCAAAUCCUUCCAGCAGAAACAUAGCCGCUCACGCUCCUUUUUCCUGAUCUUCCUGGGUGGCCUGGUGGUCACUGACUUCAUGGGUCUUCUGGUCACUAGCUCCAUCGUGAUCUCCUUCCAUGUUACGCACUUUAAUUGGCGCCAUUUAGAUCCAAACUGCCACUUCUGCAACUUCAUGGGUAUGUCCAUGGUCUUCUACGGACUGUGCCCACUCAUGCUUGGUGCCGCUAUGGCUGUGGAGCGUUUCUUUGGCAUCAACCUUCCAUUUGCACGCUCCACCAGCAUGCCCAAGAGACGGGCGGUCUACAUGGUGCUGAUGGUGUGGUUGAUUGCAGGUGGCAUAGCUUUGCUGCCCCUAACGGGCAUUGGGAACUACCACAUGCAGAUGCCCGGCUCCUGGUGUUUUUUCAACAUCAGCUCGGAGGGAAAUGACCUGGCCUUCUCCCUGGUCUUCUCUCUGGUCGGGUUGAUGUGCAUCACUGUGUCAUUUUUGCUGAAUACGGUAAGCGUUGUGACCCUAAUCAGGGUGUGCUGCGGACAGGAUAGGCUCCAGCGUCGCAGAGACUACGAAAUAGAGAUGAUGCUUCAGCUCAUCCUCAUCAUGGUCAUCGCUUCUAUCUGCUGGUGCCCCCUUCUGAUAUAUAUUCUGAUGAGCGUGGAGACUACUGAUCCUGUAGCUGCCUUGUCUGUAAAAGAUGAAACAGUUUUGUUCUGCAUACGAAUGGCCACCUGCAAUCAGAUAUUUGACCCCUGGAUAUACAUCAUGUGUAAAGUGUCCCGGCUAAGGCGAGUAAAAAAUCUUUAUUGCACAAACUGUGCUAUCCGGAAGUCCCCUCCAGAUCAAAUCCCUCCUGCUAUGGCUACGCUUUGCCACCUGGAACCAGAUCCUGGAUCCGUGGGUAUACAUCCUGUUCCGGAGAUCAGUUCUUAAGAGAGUCAACCCCCGCCUCGACUGGUCUCGGGGUUCCAUCAUGAGCUUGUACCCAUCUUUCAACGACACCGUCCGAAGAUUCACACACUCUUCACUUAGGAUCACCCUGAGCCAAGAUGAAACAGGAGAGAUGCAGAAAUCAAACGUAAUACCCCCAUCUACACUAAAGCCACCACCUCCUUCUCCGUGAUGGUUUGGAUUUGAGUUGUUGCCACAGACUGAGUGACAUCGUUGGGGUUACAGUAUGUGUUAGACUGUGUUUCCAUGCUCUGAAGGAGUUUUCAUGUUAACUGUGACCAAGAUAAGAAGCAGGAUUGCACCAACAUUGUUAUUUUAUUGCAUACCUUUGAAACAGUAUUAGCAAUGACACUUUCAUUUAGAGCAACGUUUAAAGAGAGAGGCCACUAUACAGCGCACAGCAGUCACCUAAAAUAGAUUUAAAGCUACUUACAUGGACUGCACUCUUCCAUCAAGUUUUUUUUUUAUAUGAAUAUGAACAACUUUUUACAGUGCAUAUGGGCAUUCUGUGGUAAUUCAGGUGAAAUGUGAUACUACAUUCUGAUGGGACAUAAUGCCUUUUAUGUUCAUGUACACUUUGUUCAGAUGCUCUUGAGUGUCACAUUAUCAUUUAAUUGUUUUUUUCCAGCUCAUACUGUUCAUGUUUUGUUCCCUUUGUGAAAGUAUUUAGCUGGAUUUUGAAGGAAGAUGUGAAGUGAAGAUGCUUUAACAAAAAUGAAAUAUAGCUUAGACUGCCAGAAGCAUCCUACAUUAUUUCCAUUUCAAGAGUUUAUACAAUACAUGACAAUGCAUGUGUUUUCUAUGUGUCAAAUGUUUUGAUAAUGCAUGUGAAUCAAACCAAACUUUCCAGACCCUUGAAAUGAUCAGUUAUCCCCGAAUGGGACCCUCUAGUUCAGUCCUCAUGCUUGUCAUUAAGAGACAUACCCGGGUUUGGCAGAAGAAGAAAAAAGGAAAAUAAAGUGGAUGCCAAUGAGAAUGUGAUUAUUGUACGAAUUAAAUAUUUACGAAGACCCUGAAAAUUUUAAGAUUAUGUUGUCAGUGGUACAACAAUCUUUUCCACUGUCAACUUUAGGCAUGCAAACAAAAAUGCAACAGUAACAGCAUUAUUUUGAGAUAUAUUAUGCUGCAUGAAGGGUCAUAUCUACAUAAAUAGUUUGAAAUCCUUAUCUGCUAAAGAACAAGACAAAAACCUAGUUAUGGCUGGACCGUGUAUGGUCAAUGUGCUUAAUUGUGGCCAAAUUGUUACAGGGAUAUUCAGCGGUGGUGUCUCUAAUGUGAAUAUAAAUUUAACCUUCAUCUGUAAUGGUAAUAUUUGUUUGUUGUGUACUGAAGUAGCAUACCAUAUGACAUGGUAAAGAUACGUUUGACACAAAUAAUUUAGGACUGCUUUUCAACACAAUCAUGUUAUUUUUAAGAAGUUAUUGUUCUGGAUUACUCAUCUGAAGUGUUAUGUGUAAUGUAUGUUACUUUGUUAAA
This is a messenger RNA of Sander lucioperca (pikeperch), 2983 nucleotides long. RefSeq names its product thromboxane A2 receptor (gene tbxa2r). Gene Ontology annotation, cellular component: plasma membrane. Bases 398 to 1489 code for a protein of 363 amino acids. Gene Ontology annotation, molecular function: thromboxane A2 receptor activity. NCBI's taxonomy places the organism in Eukaryota, Metazoa, Chordata, Actinopteri, Perciformes, Percidae. Gene Ontology annotation, biological process: positive regulation of vasoconstriction; adenylate cyclase-activating G protein-coupled receptor signaling pathway; inflammatory response. The transcript is spliced from 4 exons. The record is from RefSeq and is a predicted model, not a curated record.